Molecule: messenger RNA, 1623 nt
Organism: Thalassophryne amazonica
Lineage: Eukaryota; Metazoa; Chordata; Actinopteri; Batrachoidiformes; Batrachoididae
Gene: dcaf13
Product: ddb1 and cul4 associated factor 13
Exons: 11
Coding region: 95-1432 (445 amino acids)
Biological process (GO): maturation of SSU-rRNA from tricistronic rRNA transcript (SSU-rRNA, 5.8S rRNA, LSU-rRNA)
Cellular component (GO): small-subunit processome; nucleolus
Molecular function (GO): protein binding
Source: RefSeq, a predicted model, not a curated record
CAAUAUCCGGCAACAUUAACACAUGGCAGUGUGUUAGCGAGCUAACAUUUUCUGUUCUUUAAAUUAACCGAAUGUGUCUAUUUGUCAUCUUAAAAUGAAGGUUAAAGUUCUCUCCAGGAAUCCGGAUGAUUACGUCCGGGAGACCAAACUAGAUAUUCAGCGGGUCCCUAGAAACUAUGAUCCAACCCUUCAUCCCUUUGAGGUGUGCAGAGAGUACACACGGGCCCUGAAUGCCACCAAACUGGAGAGGGUUUUUGCUAAGCCUUUCUUGGCAUCCCUGGACGGGCACAGAGAUGGCGUGAACUGCAUGGCCAAGCACACCAAGAGCCUCUCCACCCUGCUGUCUGGCUCUUGUGACGGAGAGGUAAAAGUCUGGAAUCUGACCAACCGUGAAUGUGUGCGCACACUCCAAGCACAUGAAGGUUUUGUCCGGGGAAUUGCUGUCCGCUUCUGUGGAACGACCUUCUUUACGGUUGGAGAUGAUAAAACAAUCAAGCAGUGGAAAAUGGAAGCACCAGCUUACGGAGAGGAUGAGGAGCCACUCAGCACUAUUCUGGGCAAGACAGUCUUCACGGGGCUUGAUCAUCACCAGAGCGAGGGUGUGUUUGCAACAUGUGGCCAGCAGGUGGACAUCUGGGAUGAGCAGAGGAGCAGCCCAAUCCGUUCCUUCACCUGGGGCGUAGACAGUGUCAGCUCUGUCUGCUAUAACCCAGUAGAGACAGACCUUCUUGCCAGCUGUGUCUCAGACAGAAGUAUAGUACUCUAUGAUAUGAGAGAAUCAACACCGCUUAAAAAGAUUAUCAUGACAAUGAGGAACAACACAUUGUGUUGGAACCCAAUGGAAGCAUAUUACUUCACAAGUGCAAAUGAGGAUUACAACCUUUACACCUAUGACAUGAGGUUUCUGGACCGGCCAGUCAGAGUGCACAUGGACCAUGUUUCUGCAGUACUGGACAUUGACUAUUCUCCAACCGGGAGAGAGUUUGUAUCUGCUAGUUUUGACAAAAGCAUACGCAUCUUCCCCAAAGAUCGUGGCCACAGCAGGGAAGUGUACCACACCAAACGCAUGCAGCAUGUUAUCUGUGUGAAGUGGUCGGCAGACAACAAGUACGUGCUGAGCGGUUCUGACGAAAUGAACAUCCGACUGUGGAAAGCUAAUGCAGCGGAGAAACUCGGAGUGCUUUCCCCCAGAGAGAGGCGAGCUGUGAACUACAAUCAGAAGCUGAAGGAAAAGUUCCAGCACCACCCUCAGGUGCGACGCAUUGCUCGCCACCGCCAUCUACCCAAACCCAUCUACCACCAGACCAAGGAGCUGGAAAUCAUGAAAGAGGCUUGCAGAAAGAAGGAGAGAAACAUUCGCAAGCACAGCAAACCAGGAAGUGUUCCCGUGGUGUCUGAGAAGGACAAGCACGUGGUGACGGUGGUCCAGUAGGCACAAACGGGAGAGGAGGAUUGGCAGCUGAUGGGUCUGGAGGUAGAGCCAUCCAGCUCUCAUGUAGCAAUAAUCAAAAACUCAGACUUUUGUAUUUGUGAGAGGAUCUUUGAAGUGACCAGUUGGAAGUGUUGCCACGUUGUUCUGUGUGCAAAAUAAAAACACACAAAGUCAGAACAUUUUGUCCUUUU